CAAUAAAAAUCAAUAAACUUAAAUAUGUGAACAUAUUUAUUGUAAUCCUGGAGGUGUUAACAAAAACGCCAUUUUAUUUUUCUUUCCUUCUCUACAUCAACGCCUCCCGCUCUAAUUAUAAACAGCAUCCCUUUAUAGUUGUUAUUGUACGCGCCACAGCUGUUGCCUAUUGGUUCUGCUUAUAUAAAAACAACCCCAUUUAUAUAAAAGUAUUGUAGCAACAACAACAAGUGAACUUUUGGUGGUGUUUAGAGAAGUUGGAUAUAAAAGGAUGCUGUGCAAUCAAGGAUAUAGAACAUUUCAAUUUUAACGCGUACACGCGCGGAGCGUAUAAAAUAACGGAGCCCCGGAAUAUUUGGAAUAAUUAAAUGACAAGUGAAAAAUCUUAUGUAACGGACAGCAUAAAGUGAAAAAAUUAUAAAUUAUUCGAAGUAAUUAUACCCCGUUUGCAGUCAACAUGGUGUACGACAUGACGCAUAUGAUGCCCGCACAAAGCAUUUCACUGGGUCGCUAUUAUCUGCACGAUCUCAAUGGUAGCGCUGAAAACCAUGAUUAUGUUUUGGAUAUAGAUCGACGCUUUCAGGCGCGCAUGGCUUGUGAGACCAUGCCACAGGCCUCACCACCACCGCCACCAACGCCAGCACCGCGACGCCGCACAACACCCAUAGCGCACCUGGAUCCCUCGGAAUUGGUGGGGCUGUCACGUGAAGAACGACGCCGUCGACGACGCGCCACACUAAAAUAUCGCACCGCGCAUGCAACACGCGAACGCAUACGCGUCGAAGCGUUCAAUGUCAGCUUUGCGGAGUUGCGCAAGCUACUGCCAACACUGCCGCCGGAUAAGAAGCUGUCAAAAAUUGAAAUUCUCAAAUUGGCUAUAUGCUAUAUAGCUUAUUUAAAUCACGUGCUGGAAACGCCAUAAACUACGCGGCUGUUUUAUUUCUAUUAAAUGUUUGGGAAAAUCAGUUGCAAACUCUACUUUCUUUUUGCCAAUAAUUUAAGCUGCAUUGUGAUACCAUUUAAUUUAAAAAUUUCACUUUACACUUAUAAUAUUAAUGUAUAUAACUUUUAUUUAAUACAUACUU
Molecule: messenger RNA, 1085 nt
Organism: Bactrocera neohumeralis
Lineage: Eukaryota; Metazoa; Arthropoda; Insecta; Diptera; Tephritidae
Gene: HLH4C
Product: helix-loop-helix protein 1
Exons: 2
Coding region: 458-922 (154 amino acids)
Biological process (GO): regulation of transcription by RNA polymerase II
Molecular function (GO): RNA polymerase II cis-regulatory region sequence-specific DNA binding; protein dimerization activity; DNA-binding transcription factor activity, RNA polymerase II-specific
Source: RefSeq, a predicted model, not a curated record